CAGCUGAUCGCACCGUGCACUUUGCUCAUCGAACAGAACGUGGUUCAUCUCUGAGCAAAACGGUCGCAUUUCUCAUUCUUAUUCCCUAUUGUCAUGGCGAUUGACAAAUUUGGCGAAGACUUGCACCACUCCGAAGGGCGCACAGACUGUGAAGAUGGUCUAAAACGCAUGAAUGACGUCCUGAAGUUUAUUGAAAUGGAGAAAAAUCAGAAAGAUUCCCAGAAUUCGUCAGAGACAAAUAGCACGCAUUCGCAGCAGACGACAGAUACCGCUGCCCCCGAUGGCGGCUGGGGAUGGUUGGUCUGCCUCGGCAGUUUUGUCAUCAAUUUCAUCCUGGACGGCACCAUGUUUUCCUUUGGAGUGAUGCUACUCACACUCCUCGAGUAUUUUGGCGAGUCCAAGGCUAAGACCUCCUGGAUUGGGUCCGUCCUGCUCGGCCUGAGUAUGAUUCUCGGUCCUUUUGUUGGCUGGUUAUUGGACAGAUUCACCAUCCGUCAAGUGACAUUGUGUGGUGCCCUGGUAGCCUCCUGCGGCUUUGUCAUCAGCACGUUCGCACAAAGUGUCGAGGUCCUGAUUAUAACGUACGGGAUUGUUGGAGGAAUCGGUUUUUGUAUGAUGUUCAUUCCUAGCAUCAUUGUCGUGGGUUUAUACUUUUCCCGGAAGAGGGCGCUCGCAACCGGAAUCGCCAUGAGCGGUUCCGGCGUAGGAACCUUCGUCUAUGCCUACCUCUGUGAAGCUCUCUUAAAUGAAUUCAGCUGGCGAGGAACAGUCCUGAUUAUGGCUGGAAUUAUUUUGAAUUGUGUCGUCUGUGCUGCUUUAUUCAGACCUUUAUCGAAUGAGGCCGUGAAACAGAAUCAACGAAACGCGAAGGAAAGCAAACUGUACGACUGUGUGCAUUGUUUGGAUUCGAACAAAUCUUCGUCCACUGACUUGAGCACAAAAAGUAAAGAUUUGUAUGGAGGAUUUGACGGACCAAGAAACGGGUCUGUUGUAUUUAACUCUACCUCAGCCUUGGAUAGAAGGACCCCUGCAUGUUACUCAUUUAUUGAAAACACUUCUUACCGAAAACCCAAACGAAUGUACUCGAGCGCCCAUGCGUUAAACCGAAUAGACAAUUUGAAUUUUCAACAACCUAGUGUGCUAAAGCCGUUUAACCCUCUGUCUCGAAAAGACAUCUAUUACAGUGGAAGCGUCAGAAACAUCCCCAAAAGUGUGUCUAGCUCAGACUUAAGUGAUAGUAACAACACUGAGGAGUUGUCUGACUUUGAAAUAGAGGUCAGUGAGGUCAAGGCCGCUUCCUGCUGCUCGUGUCUACAGAAGCUGGGAGGAACGGUAGACUUGUCGCUCUUUAAGAAUGGCAAGUUUACUCUCCUGCUGUUGUGUAUGGUGCUCUGGACAGCUCAGUCUAUAACUCUCACCUACCUGCCAGACAUGGCCGUCGCUAACGGUAUACCACGUGAUAAAAGCGCGAGCAUCAUCUCUAUCUGCGGCAUCACGAACACCAUCGGGCGGAUUUUGGCGGGCUUUCUGACCGACUCCUUCCACGUCAGCAGUACAACCAUCUAUCUCGUCGCCCUUACUGUGGCAGCUGGAACCAACUUUCUCUUCCCGUGGUGUUACAACUAUCUGACUAUUGCCCUGUGUUCGGGCGUCUUUGGUCUGUGUAUGGCUAGCAUUGUAUGCCUGCGUACCAUUGUGAUCGUGGAACAGCUAGGUUUAAAACGACUAACCAGUGCCUUCAGCAUGAUUGCAUUUUUCCAGGGCGUAGCAUUUAUUAUUAAUCCCCCACUUGCAGGUUUUCUGUACGAUCAUAUGAAUUCCUACCUGUACCCGUUUAUCUUGUCCGGGACAAUGUACGUUGUGGCUGCCCUGGCCUGUGCUACAGUCAUGCUGAAACACUGCAUUUCGGCCAAGGACACAAGCAAAGACAACAUUUCUAUUGUGAUUGAAAGUGAGGGGACCUCAACGGAUGAAUCUCUUCUCAAUGUAUUAUGAUAGAGUGUUAUCAGAAUGUUUUAUAUGCAAAUUAUAUAUUAAAUUAAAGUAUUGUCAUGUUUUGGGAAUGCUUUGCUUUUAAACUAAAAUUUGCUUGUUUCUUGAUUUCUGGCCAAGCGCUAGAAGAGCCCUUAAGUUAGUUAACCAUUCUAGACUUUAGCAUUAGCAAUGGAUACAAUUAGAAAUGUAGAGCUUAAAUCGAGACCAUGCUGUAUUAUAAUAGUUAGAUGUAUAUAAAACCUAAUAUAUAUUCAAGUGCAAUUUUUUUUACUCUUUUAAUCCUAAAUUAAUCAGCAUUAUUGUCUUUAAAAACGUGUUUCUUGAUUGCUCUUUGUUGGUUUUACAGAAAAUCGUGACCAGAUGUUAAUGGCGACAUAAAUGUAGUAUGAUAUUUUAAACGAAUAUAUCAGGAUAUUUUUAAACCUACUGUAUUCUUAUUCUGGAACAGAAGUGCCCCUUUUCAUUCUGGUAUUAUGUGUGUAAACUCCCUUGAAUAUUUUUAAGUGAGUACUUUACAUUUUUACAUUUUGUCUACAUUAUUCUGAAAUGAAUAUUUGUAUUCCUAAUCUUAAUCAAUAUUUAUAAAUUAUCAAUAAAAUGCAAACAUUUAUAGAGGCAGAAUUAGAUCAGAUAGCACUAAUUUUGAGUCUGUUUCUCAGCUAGAAAACCUCCUUUAUUUUUUUAUUAUUGUACCAUACAAAAGUAAUGUAAGAUUUAUCAGUUUGUUAAAUAUAUUUCAAGAUUGGUAAUGAAUAUGAUAUUCAUUCUUUCUCCAAGACUGCAUAUUAAAUGAAAUAUGAACAAUAUCAAAUCCAUGAAUUUCAUCUCUUCCAUCAGUUUUCGUUCAACUUUGAAGAUUGAAUUUACAUCAUUUUACAUGUGUGAUAAAGUUUACUCCUUGGUGAAUUUUGUCAGAAACAAGCGCCUGGGGUGUGAUGUUAUUUGUACAUUUUCCCUAUCCUAGAUGUGUGAGCAUUCUUUUGAUCAUUUUCAAUUCUAUUGGUUUUUAUUAAUUGUGAUUAAGUUACAAUGGGUAUAAAACUUCUCUAAAUAAAUUAAUUAGGCCCAACUGUUGUUUAUGACUUUCUUGUACAUGUACUUAAGUUUUAAAGUCAACUGAAAUAAAGAAAGGAAGCUUUACUACCUCUCGAAAGUUAUUUUGUAUCAGCCAACAAAUUAAUAACUCUCUCUCUCUCUCUCUAUCUCUCUCUCUCUCUCUCUCUCUCUCUCUCUCUCUGGUCUUGUAUUUGUUUUAUUGUCAGUUGAUGUUGUUUUGUCAUUUUUGGGGAUUUUAUUUUAACAAUGUAUUUUUUUUUCUUUUAUGGAGUGGAAAUAUUUUCUUCGCAAGUUAUGUUAUAGUAUUAUAGUGAUUGUAUUUUAUAAAAAUGAUUUUAAUGGACUGUAUGAUUUGCUUUUUAUCUUAUUGUUUUUAAAGAGGCAUUCAAUCAUACUCGUUGUUAUUUGCGUUUGAAUAAACAUUUACAUAUGUA
This is a messenger RNA of Magallana angulata, 3485 nucleotides long. RefSeq names its product monocarboxylate transporter 5-like. Gene Ontology annotation, biological process: monocarboxylic acid transport; transmembrane transport. Lineage: Eukaryota; Metazoa; Mollusca; Bivalvia; Ostreida; Ostreidae. The coding region runs from base 94 to 1995 and encodes 633 amino acids. The transcript is spliced from 7 exons. The record is from RefSeq and is a predicted model, not a curated record. Gene Ontology annotation, molecular function: monocarboxylic acid transmembrane transporter activity.